UGUCAGUGCAACCUGACGAAAGUGUACUCAGUUUCCUUUCGAUUGUUUACUUCAUUAGAUACAAUUUGAAUUAAAUAAUGGGUAAUUACAUCGCUACCUACGUAACGCAUCCUGACACGAUGCCCGUGACCGAUGGUAAAUCGACAUUUGAUCCGAUGUAUGGAUUUCCUAAUGGUCGAAAAAUCAGAGAGAUGCCGUUAUCAGAAGAAGACAUGAUGGCUUUCAAGAUCCCUCAUGACAGACGUGAUUAUUGUGCCCACAAGUAUAUGGAAUUACAUGAGUGUAAGAGAAUUCAUUUUCCCUUCAUGUUGAAGUGCGCGCAUGAAAGACAUGAAUAUAACAAGUGUUACGUUGAAGAUUACGUCAUAAGAAUGAAAGAAUAUGAAAGGGAACGUCGUCUUCUUGAAAGAGAAAAAAGAAUACGGCAAGCAGUAGCAGCGUGAAAAUCCAUUGAAUCUUGAUAAUUUUAAUUCAUUGUCGUCGGUAACUUAGACUACACAUAUGUAAAGAAGGAAUUACGUUCCGCUAUUGUACAUGAACUAUAUCAAUAAAAUGUAUUUAACUAUAAAUUUUCUACUUCAUGAAAUAAUAAAUA
Molecule: messenger RNA, 595 nt
Organism: Cyphomyrmex costatus
Lineage: Eukaryota; Metazoa; Arthropoda; Insecta; Hymenoptera; Formicidae
Gene: ND-B18
Product: NADH dehydrogenase (ubiquinone) B18 subunit
Exons: 3
Coding region: 78-443 (121 amino acids)
Cellular component (GO): respiratory chain complex I; mitochondrion
Source: RefSeq, a predicted model, not a curated record